UCAGAACUCAGAAACUUUGAAUAGAGACAACUCAGACGAAUUGCAGAAUUCCCAUCCAAGUCUCGGAACGUGGGCACCGCCACGGCUGGCCUUGGCCAUUCAGCAGGCAUGAUCUCCACAGAGACGAACCAAUGCGGGCUCACAGGCCAAAUGCCGACCUCCACCAAGCCUCACGUGUACAUAUUCGGCGGGCACAGCGGCAAGGGAAUGGUCAUGGCUACGGAGAUCGCCUCCAGCGACAGGACCUGCGCAGUGACCACCAUCUCCAAGCGGGGCAGGCCCGGCGCACCGGGCCCGGCCUCUGCCUUUGCUCAGGCCAUGUCCACGCAGACGGUGCACUACAUGGCGGCCUGCGACGAGAAGGACGUGAAGGCGGUGGAGUGUCUCAUGGAUUGGACCGCGCCCUCCCUGCAGCCACUGCCGGAGGCCCGCUUCAACGUCGCAGAGGUGAUGGAUGCGGUCAAGAAGGAAAUCGCGGAUAUGAACCAGCUGCAGCUUGAGCGGGCUCUGGCAACUGUACAAGGCCUCAAGAAUGCUGUCCAGAAAAGUCUGAGGCAGAUCAAGGCACGUUUGGAGUUCAAGGACUGCAGUGACCAAGAGAGGACGCGCUUGCAGGACAUGCGCCUGGAUUUGCAAGAGAAAGAAGCGUCCUUCUUCGAGCUGAUCGCUGACUUGCAGCAGAAGUUGGGUGAGGAGGCCCCGCCAGCUAGUGCGCAGCAGGAGAUCUGCCAUGUGGAAACCUUGCUGAAGCAGAUGGAGAAGGAACUCGCCCUGCAAAAGGGUGUCUGAGUGAGACGUUGGCUCGGCGUGCCGAUCCAUUCUUCGAGACAG
Messenger RNA from Effrenium voratum, 831 nucleotides. NCBI's taxonomy places the organism in Eukaryota, Dinophyceae, Suessiales, Symbiodiniaceae. The record is from the annotation of a GenBank genome assembly.